Molecule: messenger RNA, 1455 nt
Organism: Necator americanus (New World hookworm)
Lineage: Eukaryota; Metazoa; Nematoda; Chromadorea; Rhabditida; Ancylostomatidae
Exons: 12
Coding region: 1-1455 (484 amino acids)
Biological process (GO): DNA damage response
Cellular component (GO): nucleus
Molecular function (GO): phosphatase activity
Source: RefSeq, a predicted model, not a curated record
AUGGCCAAAAUGGGGAACUCAGUAGCUGGUGAUGCACUACCUCCGAAGCUUAAUGGAAUUAAAGAAGGAACCUUUGUAUUCUUCACUAUAAGCGAGCGUUGGCCGAAGACUAUAGCAAAAAUAGUUGAUCACAUACACUGCAAACGAUUAUCUUUCAUACAACAGUAUGGACAAGAGGCUGACGCAGACGUUAAGUCUAUAAUCGCUGAUUUAUCUGAGAUUCGGUAUCGUAUGACGACUGAUAAACCAUUAGAAAAUAUCAGUGAUACAUCUUAUAGUUACGAAAUGUGGAACAAAGCUUUAUCUGACUUACGACAAAAGCAUGGCGCAGAUGAGGUUUCAUGGUUCAAAACGGAUUGGCUAUUUACUGAAUGUUAUAUGUAUCGGAGGAUUAUUGGCAGCAUAAUUAAAACGAAGUACUUAAAAAGUUUUGACUGCUUCAGAGAGCAGAAAAUCGAAGGAUUUAAUAGCCAUCUCGAACAAAUUCGUGAUGGUAUCAACUACAUGUUUUCGGUUGCUGAAAAAUUGAAUGAACAACAGGAGAGAGAGACUAUAGAAGUUCUUCUGAAGAUGUGUUUAUGGGGGAACAAGGCUGACUUGUCUUUGUCCUGUGGUGAAUCGACGACGAUGAGGCAGUCGCCCAUAGAAGCAGCACGAGUUUUGGAUGCUUAUAUUCUGUGCAAUGAUUUCAAAACUGCCAUUGAUUCAUUUUUCCUGAAGCUUAAACCUUGUAGGAAAGGAACGCGACAGCUGCAUAUUGUUCUUGACAAUGCGGGUCCAGAGUUGAUGGGCGAUCUUAUAUUUGCUGAAUACCUCAUGGAAACUAAACUUGUGGAUAAAACUGUGCUGCAUGGAAAGGAGUAUCCCUACUUUGUUUCUGAUGCGACAGGAGGCGAUUUUGAGUGGACUUUGAGCGAAUUAAACAAGAUUGGUGGUAUUUUCCAAAAAAUGUAUCAGAGACUUAGUGAGAGGGUGAAGAAGCCUAUGCCCACCAAGAAAUCUAUAUUUUGUUCUGCUUCUGCAGAGGUUCGAAGUCAAACUCAGAUUACUCUUGCUAUCAUUUCGAUCUAUUUUCUAUUAUCAGUUCAGAUUAUUCUUGCUUUGCAGGAUGAGCUAGUAUUUCGUGAUCAUCGAUUCUGGACGUAUCCUCAACCGUACUGUGAGAUGAAGUCAAUGGCACCAGAUCUCUAUGCGCAGCUGUCCGAGGCGUCAAUAAUCAUUUUCAAGGGAGAUCUGAACUACAGAAAAUUGGUAGCUGACAGAGACUGGCCGUACGAGACACCACUGAAAACAGCUCUAUGUGGGUUCCUACCGGCACCACUGCUCGCUCUACGGACUUUGAAGUCAGAGACUGUUGCGGGUCUACCAGAGGAUAUUGCCGAACGAAUGCGACAAGAACCAGACCGAAAGUGGAUGACUACUGGCGAGUAUGGAAUUGCGGAGCUUGCAUUUUGA